AAGAGCCUGGGCUGUUCUUCCCAAUUCAACUUCGGGAGGAUUUAGGACGCCGACGCUUCUAUUAAGCUUCUCUUGUGGAUUUACAAAUUGAGGAGCGUUGGAGGCUUUUGGGGAAAAGCCCUCCCCCCUCGUCCACCAGCCCUCCCUUUUGGCAUGAGCCUGUCGACAGGCUCCACCUGGAGACAAUGAUCGCAGAGUUUGUCCACUUCUAUCUCUUUGGAUUAGUAUGUCUCUCUUCAGGUUCUCGUCUUCGUCAGGAGGAUUUCCCACCUCGAAUAGUUGAACAUCCGUCGGAUCUAAUUGUUUCUAAAGGAGAACCAGCAACUUUGAACUGUAAGGCUGAAGGCAGGCCAGUACCAACUAUUGAAUGGUAUAAAGGAGGGGAAAGGGUAGAAACUGACAAAGACGAUCCUCGUUCACAUCGGAUGUUGUUGCCAAGUGGAUCUUUAUUUUUCUUGCGCAUAGUUCAUGGCCGUAAAAGUAGGCCUGAUGAAGGAGUCUACGUUUGUGUAGCAAGGAAUUAUCUUGGUGAAGCUGUUAGCCACAAUGCAUCACUGGAAGUAGCAAGUAAGUCCUCCUUUCCUCUCUUUUUGUAGCAGCUAUUUUAUUGUAAGUUGCUUGUGUUGAACUUUAAGAAAAAAGAUAAGGUUAGAAAUAGUUGGGUUUGUGGGAAAAGAACUUGUUUGAUUUAACUGUGUAAUACUAGCUUUCUGCCAGCGUCUGUAUGGAAUAAUGCAUGUAUGGAAGCAGACAAUGAACUUGGCUGAGUGGAUAAAUGUGGCUAUGUGAGUUGGAAUAACUACAUUUGUUUUGUUGUUUUGAAAUACAAGAAGCUAGUUUUAUUAAGAAAGAGUUAAAAUAGCAACAAAAACAAAAACAACAUCAGAGUGGUAUGGAGUAAAAUAUGAAGAAUCAUUUUAAGCAAUUUAGGUAGCCCAAAAUUGAGUCAGAUCAAUACUAACAGAAACAACAAUAGUCUUGUACACGUUUGUAUCUACUUGGUGUACAGUAGCACAUUUUCUAAUUCAUUUCAGUUGCCUUGCAUUUUUGUCAUGGUAAUAGAUCUCAAACUUUAAUUUACUGUGCACUUAUUGUUUGGUUUUCGUUCAUAUUGGUGUGUGUAGUGCUAGUCCUCCAGAGCUGUUGCCACCUAGGUAUGCACUGUUGAUCAUCAAACCCAAGAUGUGUUCUGUGCAGUGUUCUUAAUAAAGAACACUUUAAAAGUGUCUUUUGUGAAACAUUGGCAUAAGUAAGGGUUUUGCCACAGUUUUCAGAUACAGUAAGUAAUGAAUCCUUAUCCUUGUAAUUUCUGUGUUAAAAUAAUUUAAUGUACUUUGUGGGUGCCUUGUAAACAUUUAUGUCUUUCUUCUCUUGUCCUAUCUGGAAAGUUAUAUAUAUAUUUGCAUUUUUUGAUAAUAUGUAUCAAAUUAUGUAAUUUAAUGUUGAUUAAAUGACCUGUAAGA
This is a messenger RNA of Pogona vitticeps (central bearded dragon), 1463 nucleotides long. Lineage: Eukaryota; Metazoa; Chordata; Lepidosauria; Squamata; Agamidae. The record is from RefSeq and is a predicted model, not a curated record.